AGGUGGACCUAGAGUCAAACUGCAUCAAAUAAUAAAAAACGCUCAGGGGGAAGUUGAAUUUUGGUAUACUAGUCCAUUUUUACACCCUAAACACGAAUCCUUAUUCCUUUAUAGUGCCCCACCAGUUCCUGGUGACCUUUCCCCCAAUUGUGGAUUUUAGCCCCCCAUUAGGUUUUCCCCCUAGCCCUUCAAAUUGCAGUCCUACCCCAAAAAUGGGGUCUAUGAAAGUUGUUGUAUAUCAAAUUUCCCAUCAAAUGAUCUAUAAAACAACUUCGUCCCCCCGAGGGAGGUGGACCUGCGGUCAAUCUAAUACAUAUAAGGGGUUUUUGAAUGUGAGUCCAUGAUAAUUGAUAGGUACGAAAUCUGUUUUUUUUACAACAAUUUUGACCUCACACAAGUGUAGGAGAAUGGAUUAUAACCUCAAAUUAUUCCAGUGGGGAGUACCUCUUUCCACCCUUCAUACAUAUCGUGACUCAUAUUCAAAAACUCCCUAUAUUCAAUUAACUGUAGGUCCACCCCCUCGGGGGGACGAUGUUGGUUCAUAGGCCAUCUGAUGGGAAAUUUGACGUAAAACAAUUUUUAUAGACUCCAUUUUUGGAGUAGGACCGCAAUUUGAGGAAAUAUGGGAGAAAAACCUUAUUUCCGGGGGUAAAAAUCCACAAUGGGGGCAGCAAGCUAGGGACAACUGAGGUACACCAAGGAUUCGCGUUCAGGGUUCAAAAAUAAGCCAGUAUACCAAAAUUCAGCUUUUGAUACAAUGUUGGUAAAUGAAAAGAAAAAGUUGAAAUUAUUCGAUCACUUGAAAAUUUUUAAAGUCCAGAGUGUUGAGAGGUGCAUAUAAAAGCAUUCAACACCAGUUCUUUCAUCAGCUACAGUGGUCCAGUAGGUAAGUUAGGUGGAUAAUGCAGUGAUGUGCAGGAGGUCUCAGGUUCGAUCCCUACCCCAAGUGGAAAAUUUUUUUAGGUUUUUCAAAAUUUUUUUGGAAAGAAUUCUUCAAUUCUAGCACUGCAGCUUACAGGGAAGCACUAAAUUCAAUCAUCAAGCCACAUAUUUCAAUUUUUUACAUUCACAUUUCACAAUGUAGGUAAUUUUUAGUCAAAUCACCAACAGUUAUUGUUAGUGAUUUUACUAACAGUUUUUUACAUCCUUAGAAGGUGACGAAAAAACUGUCAGUUUUUUUACUAACAAAAACUGACAAGGAAUUUCUGCAAGGGACGUGAUUACUAAUGUGACCAAACCCAGCUGCAAUGACACCCUACUCGACAGUAUCUUGGAAGAAACACAGAUUAAAAGAACACAGGUCAACUUUCUCAUCGAAACGGAUUUCUGCUUGCGAAACGAUUCGCUCCAAGAGUACGGGUUAAUUAGCUCUGUAAGCGACGGAUACGCACAAAUGGGCCAAAAAUUAUUCAAAUAUCAUACGUUUUCAGCAUCGUAUUACAAGAGGUUAAAUACUGCACCACAAAAAGUAUGCCAAAUAGAAAUUGAAAGCAUCGAUAAUUAUACAUUCUGCGUCAAUAUGGAUUCAUUUUUCAUUAAUGCAGCAGUGGAAGAGCUAAUUUUCGGUAGUUUGGAUCCAUGGGGGUGCGAAAUGAAUGCAGGAGACCAUCGUCAAAUCGAGGCAGCGACACGAACUUCCGAGGUAUGCACUCGUGUUUAUAAAAAAUUAAAUCCACUAGAAGCUCAAUCAAUUCGAUGUACGUAUAAAGGCGAAAACGACUUUGAUUACGGUUUUUCCCUACAAGACGUUCGUUCCUUAAACGAGACAUUCAGAAGACCAAUGAACGGAACUUCGAAUAAAAUAUACGUAUCGUCGAGCUACAAUAAAAAUGAAUUUCAUCAUUUCAAUAUAAUCUUCGUGAAUGGCACUUCUAUUGCACAAAACAUUCCUUUACGGCCGAUGAAUAAAUCCGAUUUAUUUGUAGGAUCAUUCCAACCGCCAGACAAAGGCUAUUUUUAUAUUCAAGUAAUAAGAAUCGAUAACGGAGCAAAAGUACUGGCGCGAAUUUCGAAUGCAAUCAGUGCUGCAGAUGGGUUUGGUGCAAACCAUAAAAAUCCAACUUUUGAAUACAGACCGGAGUACUCGAAUGCGUAUUUUAAUCAGAAACCCAAACAAUCGAGCUGUGGAUGUGGAUGUAAUUCAAAGCCUUCGUUAUCAAAAGCCGAGGAUUCAGGUCUUUCUAUCGUUUACCUAUUUAUUGCGGUUGCAGUAUUAGCCACGUUGGUUGUGGGGGUGUCCUUGUAUUUGUACUUGACUCCUCUUUACAAUCGAUUAAAUUCAUUAUUCUCUAGACUAUCAGAUUAAUUACAAUGAUCUAUGUAUGUAGGUAUCGCCAUUCGAUUACCACCUUGUAUAAAACUGUGCAUACAGUUGAGUAUUUGUAUAACUUCUGAAUAAAAAAUUUGAAUAAAUUGA
Planococcus citri (citrus mealybug) is the source of this 2416-nucleotide messenger RNA. RefSeq lists its product as uncharacterized. The record is from RefSeq and is a predicted model, not a curated record. Bases 1394 to 2305 code for a protein of 303 amino acids. Lineage: Eukaryota; Metazoa; Arthropoda; Insecta; Hemiptera; Pseudococcidae. The transcript has 6 exons.